GCCCAGGCGGUCUCCGCGCAGGGAAGUGGAGCCUGAGCUGGAGGUGAAGGUCGAUGUCGCCAACGGCGAUGGGAACGAUGCGGAGAUCACGAGCUCCAUAAUCGAUGGCAUCCCUCGAUCCAGCGGCGAGCGGACGUACAGAGCCGAGGUGAAUGUGCCACGGGAGAAUGGCUCGGGGCCCCUCGGCAAGCGCGGGCUCACUGCGAUCCGGGGUCCAAACAGGAUCGACCGAUCAAAGGCAGAGGCAGAUGUGAAGACCCUGAUUGAGGCGUUCAAGCGCGGCGGGCCCGCGGAAGUGCGAAAGCAGCAAAAGGAGUUGAACAGGUCCUGGGUCAAUUAA
Symbiodinium pilosum is the source of this 340-nucleotide messenger RNA. NCBI's taxonomy places the organism in Eukaryota, Dinophyceae, Suessiales, Symbiodiniaceae. The record is from the annotation of a GenBank genome assembly.